Messenger RNA from Pelmatolapia mariae (spotted tilapia), 1817 nucleotides. RefSeq names its product cytochrome c oxidase assembly protein COX11, mitochondrial (gene cox11). The transcript has 5 exons. Gene Ontology annotation, molecular function: copper ion binding. Gene Ontology annotation, cellular component: mitochondrial inner membrane. Lineage: Eukaryota; Metazoa; Chordata; Actinopteri; Cichliformes; Cichlidae. Bases 140 to 913 code for a protein of 257 amino acids. The record is from RefSeq and is a predicted model, not a curated record.
CCACAGGUAACUAAACCAUGAAGCUCCUACUGAGCUUCUGUAGUUAGUCCACAGUUAGAGUUUAACAGCAGGUGAGUGAGCCGCGUGAUGUGUGCAGUCAGCCGGUGCAGGUGAGUCUCAGGUGUGACUGACUGCAGCCAUGUUGCUGCCUCUCCUGCUGCGGCCGCCCCUCUGCCUUCCUCAGGCCUCGGUGGUAUUAAUGCGAUGCGUCCGGACGCUUCACUGUGGCGCUCCAAGGGGGCUGCGCUCUCAGGCUAAGAACUUCCUGUGGCGGUGGCGUCCUCAGCGCCUCCAUGGUCGGGGGCGGAGCAGGAAGACCCAGAGCCAGGAGGAGGAGUGGAGGAACAGGAACAAGACUGCGCUGACCUACAUCGCCGCAGCUGGCGUGGGAAUGAUCGGCCUGGCAUACGCCGCAGUGCCGCUGUAUCGACUCUACUGCCAGGCAACAGGGCUCGGCGGCACGGCGGUGGCCGGACACGACACGGAGCAGGUGGCGACGAUGACGCCGGUGAAGGAGCGCGUCAUCAAGGUGACGUUCAACGCCGACACGCACGCCAGCAUGCAGUGGAACUUCAGGCCGCAGCAGACGGAGAUCUUCGUGGUUCCCGGGGAGACGGCGCUGGCGUUCUACAGAGCCAAGAACCCCACAGACAAACCGAUCAUCGGCAUCUCCACCUACAACGUGGUGCCCUUUGACGCCGGACAGUACUUCAACAAGAUCCAGUGUUUCUGCUUCGAGGAGCAGCGCCUGAACCCUCACGAGGAGGUGGACAUGCCCGUCUUCUUCUACAUCGACCCCGAGUUCGACAACGACCCGCGGAUGGCCCGAGUGGACACCAUCACGCUGUCCUACACCUUCUUCGAAGCCAAAGAGGGUCAGAAGCUUCCUCUGCCCGGAUACAGCUACAGCUGAGCGAGGGCUCCGCCUUUCUCCAAGGAAACGAAGAAAAAACUGUUCGGAUAAUCGAGACUCUUCACUCUGUCGGACGUCACAUUAAAAGUUUACGCUGAUCAUCAAACGUCCCGACGGAGGAGCGCUGUGCGCCGGAGGGUCGAAGCAUUUCCAGGAAGUUACAACAAGAAAAAAAUCCACGCUUUCAAAAACAAGAAUCACAGACGUAGGAGAAAAAUUAAUUGUACAUGAUAAUAAACAAAAAGAAAUAAAAAUAAAACAAAUGUAAAAAAUUUUUUUAAAAAAGUAUGAAAAAUUCUAAAAAAGAAAAACCAGAAGAGAUCAAAGAAAAUUAAAUUUAUGGAAAAAACUUUAAACCUGAAACAACAACAUGAAACUUACCUUCAUGUUUUCAUUAACAGAUGCUAAUCAUUAUUAUUAUGAUGAUAUUUAUUAAUUUAUUUCUUACUCUUUGUUUUCCUGGUUUCUGUCCCACCUCCUGUUGUUCCAAAGUUUCCUUUCAGCUCUUCAUCAGUUCUCGAACAUUUAAGGAACUUUUAUGGAACUUAAGAUAAAUAUCGAUGUCUGACUUAAACUUAUUAAUAUGUUUGAUUUUCUUUGAGGUUCAAACAUUUAAAUUUUUACUUUUAAAGCCUGGAGGAAAAACACAACAUGCACCGUGUGGAAGUGCAUGUACACAUAUACAGGUACACAUUGUGCCUGUAAGGAUAUAAAUAUUUAAUAAAUGUGGUUGGAAAUAAAGUCAAAUUAAAGAGAGCGUGGUGGUGAAUAUAUGCAGUACGUGUUUACUCAGAUACUGUUCUGUGUAUUCUAACAUGUUGUCCUGUUUUUACUUUCGUUAUUUAAAGAUGACUGAGAGUUUCACAGCUGAGUAUUCUUGCAGGAUGUUUCCUGUCAGUCGAAU